UCACUUUGAUUGCCCCUUCGGCAGCGGAACAGUAUGUUGCCGUACUUCAACUGAGUGGGUGAGCAGUUUGUGUGUGACCGUGACCGUAACGCAAUGGAGCCGGACAAAAAGGAAAGGUUUCUCACAUCGCAGCUGGUUGACAAAAUCAUACAAUCGAAUGCCGAUCUGCAAGACUAUCGCACAGUGUCAGCGGGAGACCGUACACUUACCACACCCCAAGGAUUGGAUGGGUUUAUGUCGGUCAUACACCGGUUGACGUUAAAACUCACCCACCAAAGCAGCGGUGCUACGAAAUGUCUGACCGUGAUGGUGAAGGUAAUGAAAGGUGAUGAUAAUUUUCGCCAGAAAUCACUCGGACUCGUACUCUUCCCGAACGAGAUCCACGUUUAUUCGGCUGUGAUUCCGGCGUUCGAGCAGCUGUUGCGUGAUGCUUGCGCUUCGCUCGAUCUUCGCACGCUCGCACCCCGGAUCUAUCUGGCCGAGGCGGGCGUGCGCUAUCCCGCCUACAGCGACCAGGAGGAAACGUUUCUCGUAAUGGAAGAUGUGUCAGUGGCGGGCUUUAUCCCAGGGCCCCGGCUGAACCUUGAUCAAACCCAUCUGGAGCUUAUGGCACGCAAGAUAGCCCAGUUCCACGCCUGCUCCUACGCUCUGCGCGUUAGUGGACAGUCGGAUACGCUGGGCCAGCUGGUCAAACAGAUCAUUCCCCUUAACUUCCUGCAGGAUGGUAAAAUCUUCUUCGAAAGCUACGAUAUCGUGUUCAAGGUCGUUUUUGAGCGACUCUUUCGUUACUUCGACGAGAAGCCGGCACUGCUUCAACAGGCCAUUGUAGGGGACCGUGUCAGGGCAUUGCGGAGCAAGUAUGGUACCACUCCCUCCGUACUGAUGCAACGUUGUCUCGAGCGGGACGAGCAGUACUCGGUGAUUCUCCACGGAGACUACAACCGGAACAAUGUGCUGUUUCGCUACGAGGGCAAAGUGCCACAGGAUGUAAUGCUGAUCGAUUUCCAGGAGAAUCGGUACGGCUCCCCGGCUCUUGAUCUGUCGUUCUUCAUGUACAUGAACAUGCCGCCGGAAGCGUGGACGAACGGAGGCUGGGAUCAUCUGCUCGCAGUGUACCAUCGGGAGUUAAUGCAAUGUCUGUGUGACAUUGUCAAGCUACAACCAGACGAUGAGACACUACAACCGUACAGGUUCGACGCAAUGAAGGAGCAUUUGCAGAAGCACUUUAUUUACGGUGCGAUCAUAGCGAUCAAGUUUCUACCCUGUAUGCUAGCCAACGAGCAGGAGGUACAGGAGAUUGUGCAUCACUUCCACACGGACGUUACGGCGGAUGCAUUCCGUCAGAUCUAUCUCACUGCGGGAGGUGAAAUGGUGAACGAACGAAUCUCCAAGGUGAUGGUACAUGCCGCUCAGCAAGGCUAUCUGGAUAUGGUGGAUAAGGAAUAACGAAUCUCUUACUGCUGCUGAGAGGAUGAGAUGCAUUAGAACAACCUAUUAUGUAGAGGUUUAGCAUUAUUCUUUUAAACCAAAACAAUCAUAAACCAUCUAAAACAUU
This is a messenger RNA of Anopheles merus, 1555 nucleotides long. RefSeq lists its product as uncharacterized. Lineage: Eukaryota; Metazoa; Arthropoda; Insecta; Diptera; Culicidae. The record is from RefSeq and is a predicted model, not a curated record. The transcript has 3 exons. Bases 94 to 1446 code for a protein of 450 amino acids.